Molecule: messenger RNA, 849 nt
Organism: Humulus lupulus (European hop)
Lineage: Eukaryota; Viridiplantae; Streptophyta; Magnoliopsida; Rosales; Cannabaceae
Exons: 3
Coding region: 1-849 (282 amino acids)
Source: RefSeq, a predicted model, not a curated record
AUGUUAUUAGCUGCAAUUGGCAUUGAUGCAGCAAAUGCCAUGUUUCCAGUGGCUUAUGAUGUAGUGGAGAAGAAGUACAAAGGCUGUUGGACAUGGUUUUUAAAUUUAUUGAAGAAGGAUUUGAAGAUUGAUGAACCAGAUAGAAUAACAAUGAUUUCAGAUAGGCAAAAGGGCUUCGAAAAGGCAUUAAGUACUGUAUUUCAAGGUUUGGAAGUGAGAUUCUGUGUGAGACAUAUGCAUGCCAAUUUCAAGAAGCAAUUCCCUGGACUCUUACUUAAGCAAAUGAUGUGGGACGCUGCAAGGGCAGCAACUAAAGUGGAAUGGAAAAAUAGGAUGAAUGAAAUUAACCAAGAGAAUGUCAAGGCAUAUGAAUGUUUCAACAAUGCCAUUCUUGAUGCCAGAGACAAAUCUAUUAUCACUCUGCUAGAAAAUAUUAGGUAUUGGAUGAUGAGUUUGUUCUGCAAUAGAAGAAUGAGUGUCUCUAAGUGUGUGCAUCCUGUUUCCAAAAGAAUUAUUGACAUCAUUGAGAAAAGAAUGAAUGUUGCUAAGCAUUGUUUCCUUAUGCAUGCUGGAGGUGAUCCAGUGGGAUUCAUUGAUGACUACUACAAGAGGCAAGAAUAUGAAGCAACUUAUGCGACACCAAUCGAACCAAUGCCUAGCCCAGAUAAGUGGCCUGACACUGGUCUAAAUUCGAUACAUCCUCCAACAGAGACAAUUUUACCUGGAAGGCCUAAAAAGUCUAGAACAAAGAGGCAGAUGAACCACCACCUACUACUGCAACAAAGGGUAGGAGAGUUGGCCAAGUUAAUCACUGCAGCAAUUGCAAGUAGACAGGCCAUUCACGAGUAA